AUGGUCGUCAACAGCCUUCUUGGGGACCUGGGUCUCCCCUAUCAGCUGGUGAACAUGCGAAUGGGCGCCAACGGCUUCGAGUCAGCCGACGGUACCGUCAACCACGAGCAGUACCUCAAGAUCCACCACCUUGGCUAUGUACCCUGUCUUCUCGUCGACGGAGUAUCUAUCACCGAAAUGCCUGCUAUUCUCACGUACAUUGCCAACCUCGUCCCCGAGAAGCGCCUCCUGGGUGACAAUCUUAUCGAACAGUCUUUGGUCCUCGGGUGGGCGGCCUGGCUUUCCGGAUCGCUGCAUGGCCGUGGCUUCGGUGCCCUCUUUCGGCCGGCACGAUUCACCGACAAUGAGUCACAUUACAGCGAGAUCAAGGCCAAGGGCCUAUCGUAUGUCAAUGAGUGCUACAAUCUUAUUGACAAGCGACUGAAAGGACGGGACUUUCCUGUCGGCAACCACGAGACCAUUAUCGACUUCAAUCUCAUCGUGUUCUACUUUUGGGGCCUGGAGCAGAAUAUUGACAUGGCACAGGCCUACCCGGAGUACGACAGGCUAUUUGUACGCAUGUCCAAGAAGGCGGCCGUAUCCAAGAUCGACAAAUUUUCUCGGACUGCGUUGGUAUUCGUUGCCGACGAAUAA
Sporothrix brasiliensis 5110 is the source of this 633-nucleotide messenger RNA. Its product is annotated as glutathione S-transferase. Lineage: Eukaryota; Fungi; Ascomycota; Sordariomycetes; Ophiostomatales; Ophiostomataceae. Bases 1 to 633 code for a protein of 210 amino acids. The transcript has a single exon. The record is from RefSeq and is a predicted model, not a curated record.